AUGACAUUAAAAAAAUAUAAAAAUAUUCCUGUUCAUAUUGUAGAAGAUCACAAUCACGUUUUGGAAUAUAUAUAUAAAAGCAUGGGUUCCAGACAUCUCCCGCUGGAGGGUAAUUCAAUAAUACAUUUUGAUUCUCAUCCAGAUUUAAUGAUACCAAAAAAUAUGCCAGCGGAAACGGUUUUUAAUAAAUACGAUUUAUUUAACUCGUUAAGCAUUGAAAAUUGGCUAAUGCCAGCUUGUUAUUCUGGUCAUUUUAAUACAAUUAAACCCAUUUGGUCGAAUCAAAUCCCAACAGGAAGUUAUAAAGUGUUAUUAGGGAAAUGGAAUAAUUUUAUCAGGUUGUAUUCAAGUAUAUAUUAUUUUAUAAGUGAUGGGCUUUGCGUUCCCGAAGGAAAAUUAGAAAAUAAAAAAAAUUUAUUAUUAAAUGUUUCACAUGUAAAUGCUACCGAUUACGUAUCAAACGAAAUCAAUAAUAAAAAUUACGUUUUAGAUAUCGAUUUAGAUUUUUUUAGCACUAAAAAUCCAUUUAAUCGCGAAUUCGAAAAGGGAAAACUAUACGAAAUGCUUGAACCAUUAUUUUCAUUUACUGUACCAAAUAAUGUUAAAUUAAACGUACCUGAAUCCGAAGUAGAAGAAGAUAUGAAUAAAGAACUCAUAUGUGACAUAUCGGAAAAACGUGAAAAACAACUCGAUGAAUUAAAUAAAAUUUUCCAAUGUUUAGAAAAAAACGAUUGUAUAGAUGAUGUGGAAAAUGAAUUAUCCGAUUCAAUAAUUUUACAAAUAAAAGAAAUAAUAGAAUGCGUAAAAAAAAAUUAUACGAAAAUUGAUUGGUGGCUAAUUCAUUCGGCUGGAUUAACAUGGGAUGCUACAGAACUUCCAGAACACGUUUCUACCGACAGCGAACUCGUUGAUAUGUUUAUUAAUUUUAAAAAAUUUUUAUUGGAAUUAAAAAAACCGCCCACGCUCAUCAUAAUCGCGAGAUCUACAAACGACGAUUAUUGUCCAAAAGAACAAGUUAAUUACAUACAAAAAAAUAUUUUGGAAAUAUUGGAAAAUGUUUUUGGCACAAUGACCAUUCAUUAUCACUAUAAUAACAAUGAUAAGAAAUUAGAUUUGUGA
Messenger RNA from Pediculus humanus corporis (human body louse), 1119 nucleotides. RefSeq lists its product as uncharacterized. NCBI's taxonomy places the organism in Eukaryota, Metazoa, Arthropoda, Insecta, Psocodea, Pediculidae. The transcript is spliced from 4 exons. The record is from RefSeq and is a predicted model, not a curated record. Bases 1 to 1119 code for a protein of 372 amino acids.